GUUGCGUCACGAACAGCCGAAUAAGAGGAAACAAAUCAAGAGGGGACGUAGAUGGAUCUUCGGCUACGAAUAUGAUAAAAUACUAAAAUACUAAUAAUUAAUGUAUAUGCCUUCGGAACUGCAGAUGAUCCCUGGUGACGCUGGAUACGAAAUACAGUGAAAGACUGUCACGGUAAUGAUAUUCGUUUGAAGUACUGUAGGAUUUAAAUUAUUGUAGGACAUGAUAUACUUGUUUAAAAAGACCACGUUUGCAAUUUAGCCUGCUGUUUGUAGGCUACAGUUAUGCGUAUUACCGAAUUGCGCUGUUCUUCAGAACUGUUUACACACCAGAUCCGGCACGCAACGCAUUCCUAUUCAUUUUCUAUCUGCAUGCGGUGCGGUGCGUGAAGUGUGCGAUCAACGGUUCUGUUUUGCAUAUAGUGAUCUGUCCAUGCAAAUCAACUACGUCCAGCGCAUGGCUCACACAACUAUGAUCAAACUUUCAAACUAGGUGUUACAGAUAAAAUAUGAAUCAAAAUUCAGAAACUGCAUUGCUUAUGUCUCGCCUCAAAUGUUUUCACAAACAUAUUUUAAUGAACUAUUUACAAAAAAGUUUAUAAACGGUUUUUCUACGUUACACUAUUGACAUUUGGCAGACGCUCAGGAUAAGAGCGCAUAUCAAAGUGCAUACCCAUUACCAGGGACUAGUUUUGGCAAAACAAACGAACGCAGUGCUAUCCAAUCAGGUGCCGUCAGUGUUCUGCGGUAACUACGUCCCUCUUCGUAUUAAUCUCUUGGAGCCAUCUAUAAAACAGAACCCACCAACAGUACCGCCCAUUAAACAGACAACUUGGAGGAGAACUCAUGAUUGUAACAUAAUGUUUCCUCCCAGACUUCAUGCUCCAAAGAUACAGAAACUAUUUUAAACUUAUUUCUCAUGCUGUUAUACUAUUUCCAAAUAUUAACAUUUUUCUAUGGAAAAGAUACAACUGUGUAGCUGUUAAAUUAAAAAUGGAUCUGUGUUCGAUCAUGGGAAUGGGACAGCUGUUUCUGAGGCAGAAUAUAGGCAUACAUAUCUGUUCCUCAAUCCUGUCUGUUCCGUGUACUCUCUUUUUCAGUACAAGAAGCAAAGAAAACUUGCCCAGAACCAGGGGGAAAACAGAGAGACAGCGGAUCGAGGAGACAGGAGGUUGGGAGAAGGAGAGAGAAUAGAGGGAGAGGGAGAGAGAUAGAGGGAGGGGGAGAGAGAAUAAGGGGGAGGAGAGGUGGAAGGUAUUCAGAAACAGCAUUCCAGUGUUCAUUUCGCAAGUGGCUCCUGCACCUCACACCUGAGCGCAGUGUAGCCAGGUCUGUCAGUAUUACCUUGAGAGACACAGGUAGCACCCCAGCCUACCUUCCCUUAUCUUACCUUACCUACCCCCCUGACCCACACCCAAGGGGGAAAAGCCCAAGUGGACAGAGAGGGACGAGAGAGCGCAGAGAGCAUGCCGGGACGUCAGGGCGGAGGUGGAGGGCGGAGGUGGCUGACGCUGGUGUCGGGGCUGGUGGAGUGCCUGUGUUUCGCAGGGCUGGUCUUCGGUUGGGCCUCCCUGGUGUUCGUCCUGAAAGAGGACGGCUACUUCAACGACGGCCACCUCAACACCACUGGAGCCAACAACAGUGUGUUCAGAGAUGACAGUGAUCUCGAUGGGCAGUUUUCCAUGGUCUUCACCGUAGCCUCUUUCUUGAAUAACUUCUUCAUGCUGCUCAUCGGCCCUGUGUUCGACCACUUUGGCACGAUGGCAGCCAGACUCCUGGCCAUAUCUCUGUACACCACUGGCACUCUGAUGGUGGCCUUUUCCACUGCAGCCACAGCCAGAGUGCUCUUCCCGGCGCUGUCCUUCAUGAGCAUUGGAGGAAUGUUGUUCCUUGUCACCAACAUGCAGGGCUAUCCCCAGGUAAGGGGGUGUAGCAGGGCAGCCUCACUGUUCUUCUGCCCCCCUAAGGUGGGGAACUUGUUCGGAUCUCACCGCUCCACCAUCAUCACGUUGUACAACGGAGCCUUUGACUCUUCCUCUGCAGUCUUCCUCAUCAUCAAGGUGCUGCAUGAACACGGUGUUUCUCUGCGCUCCUCCUUCCUCUUCAUGUCGUCCUGCAGCAUCAUCCACCUCCUCCGAACUUUCUUCCUCCUGCCCAAGACCCACAUCCCCCACCCCCUGCCUGAGAACUACACUUAUGGGCUGAGCUGUGGCAAAUCAGGGAGCUCCAGUAAAGAUGGAGCUUGGAGGUCAGGUGACACGGGAGGACACAACAGCAUACCGUUCCAGCCAGAAAACGAACUGCAGUCGCAGAGCUCAGAGGAGAGAGAUCCCAGUUUCAGGAGCUGUGUCCUGUCCUGGUUCUUCCUGGGCCACCUGGUCUGGUUCUCCCUCUUACAGGUGCAACAUUACCUGUUCAUCGGGACUCUGAACCCCACGCUGACCCGCCUGGCACAUGGAGACCACUCCCUUGUGAGCAGGUACACCAAUGCCUUCGCCAUUGCACAGUUGUGUGGGGUUCUCUGUGCUCCCUGGAACGGACUCAUCAUGGACAGAAACAAAGGCAAGCAGAGAGCCCCAGGAGAGACGGAGAAGGAGGCAGACCUGCGAUCCUCCGCUCUCUCCCUCUUCACCACUUCUCUCCUGUGCCUCCUCUUCUCCGUCUGCGCCUCCAUCCCUGUGCUCCCUCUGCAGUACCUCACCUUCUCCCUGCAGGUCGCCAGCCGCUCCUUCCUGUACGGCGGGAACGCCGCCUUCAUCAGCAUCGCGUUCCCUGGGCACCAUUUUGGGAAGCUCUACGGCCUGGUGAUGUGCCUGUCAGCCGUGGUGUCGCUGCUGCAGUACCUCUGUUCCGCCCUGGUCAAGGGGCCCUUCCACGGGGACCCCCUUUACGUGAAUAUGGGCCUGACUGUGGCCGUCCUGCUGACAUUCUCUCACUCUCUGCACGUGUUCCUGCGCACCAAACGCCCUCGCCAGACUUUGAGCCACGGCCCAUCAUCCCUCAGCACUUCACUUUUCUGAAGGCGACUGCUGUCUUUUCCUUCUACCUCAGGUUCUGGAUCCUAUAAAGCGCCUCAACUGGCUUCCUCUCCUUAUAGCUCAUCUGGUUGGUUCUGAAUUUCAGUUCAUUUAGUUUUGUAAGUUAGGGUGCACAGUUAGUAACUUAUGAGAUCAUCUUGCUGCUCUUAUUGAGCAUCCCUCCCUCACUAGUAUCUGUCCUGGACCAAAGACUUCAGACCCUUCCUCCAUCCUUCCUCCAUCAUUUAUGGAGAAGGAUUUUCUCCCCAUUUUUUAGCUUGUGUGUUUGCCCUUAACUUUGUGCCCUUCUAUUACUCUGUAAAGCAUUGUUGGGACAGUCUUCUGUAAAAAGCGCUAUAUAAAUAAAAUUGAAGUUUGUAUUCAU
Conger conger (European conger) is the source of this 3399-nucleotide messenger RNA. Its product is annotated as equilibrative nucleobase transporter 1-like. The record is from RefSeq and is a predicted model, not a curated record. The transcript is spliced from 12 exons. Gene Ontology annotation, molecular function: transmembrane transporter activity. Bases 1464 to 3017 code for a protein of 517 amino acids. Gene Ontology annotation, biological process: transmembrane transport. NCBI's taxonomy places the organism in Eukaryota, Metazoa, Chordata, Actinopteri, Anguilliformes, Congridae.